AUGUUACACCUGGGCGGCUCGCAGGCGCAGGAGCGGUGCAGGCUCCUGGCCUCGCAGAUCUCCUCCCUCACCGAGCGCUCCAUCGCCCUCAUCACCUCCUACUGCAGCCUCGACGACGGCGGCCGGAAGCGCCCGGCGGCGGCGCCAAGCCCGCUCAGCGCCGCCUCCGACGCGCCCUUCAAGCCCACCAAGAAGAGGAGGACGACGGAGAGGGUGAAGCGUCAGGUGAGGGUGAGCUCGGCCGCUGGCGGCGACGUCCCAGCCGACGACGGCCACAGCUGGAGGAAGUACGGCCAGAAGGAGAUCCUUGGAGCCAAGCACCCAAGGGGCUACUACCGCUGCACGCACCGCCACACCCAGGGGUGCGCGGCGACGAAGCAGGUGCAGCGCGCCGACGGGGACCCGGCGCUCUUCAACGUCGUCUACAUCAGCGCGCACACCUGCGUCCAGAGCGGGUCGGCGGCGGCGGCGGCAGGCCAGGCCGCCGCGGCCGCGCAGGCGCCGGAGCACACCCCGGGCGCCCACACCCUGCUGCACAGCCUGACGGUGAAGACCGAGGGGCUGGCCGCGGCGCCGGAGGAGGCGCCGCAGGGCUGGGCCGCCACCGCGCCCUUCUGCCUCUCCCCGACGGCGGCGAGCGGGUGGUGCCCGGCGCCGGAGCGCAGCCCGUUCUCCGCGCCGUCGACGUCCGAGAACUGGGGCGCGUCGCCGGCGACCUCGGACUCCAACCAGCACGCCUCGUUCCCACCCUUCGAGCUCGUCGCCGGCGACGUGCAGUUCGAGUUCGGCGAGGUGGUGUCCGCGCUCGUCGGCGUCCCCGGCGAGUUCCACGACGACUUCGACAUCUCGAGCUUCUUCGCGUGAUCCGCGGCAGGCAGGAGGAAAGAUUCUUACCAGACCAGACCGACCUGAUGACCACCCCCUCUGCGAUCGAUGCUCUGGCGUUUGGUCAGGGGCAGGGGAGGGAAGUACACGAAGCUCUCCCUUGGUCACUGCCAUCUCCUAAACCUUAUUAAUAGGAAUACUCUAUUAUUAGGAUAUUUGAGGAUAGUGAACGCCCUUCUCCAUUUUUUUUCUUAGCUAAGGGUUUUGUAAAGUAGAAGAUUUCGUAUCGGAGAUGUUAAUUCGACAGGCAUGUGAAAGUUUCUCGUGAAUUUUACCAUUGUCGUCCAACACAUUAACAGUGCAAGCAAAGUUUGGGUGAUAUUUAAUAUGAUAAAGCCAU
This is a messenger RNA of Panicum virgatum (switchgrass), 1225 nucleotides long. Its product is annotated as transcription factor WRKY19-like. NCBI's taxonomy places the organism in Eukaryota, Viridiplantae, Streptophyta, Magnoliopsida, Poales, Poaceae. Gene Ontology annotation, molecular function: transcription cis-regulatory region binding; DNA-binding transcription factor activity. Gene Ontology annotation, cellular component: nucleus. The transcript has 3 exons. Gene Ontology annotation, biological process: regulation of DNA-templated transcription. The coding region runs from base 1 to 864 and encodes 287 amino acids. The record is from RefSeq and is a predicted model, not a curated record.